Hordeum vulgare subsp. vulgare (domesticated barley) is the source of this 1651-nucleotide messenger RNA. RefSeq names its product eisosome protein SEG2-like. The record is from RefSeq and is a predicted model, not a curated record. The transcript has 2 exons. NCBI's taxonomy places the organism in Eukaryota, Viridiplantae, Streptophyta, Magnoliopsida, Poales, Poaceae. Bases 114 to 1280 code for a protein of 388 amino acids. Gene Ontology annotation, biological process: male meiosis II.
AAUGCCGCGCCUCCUUCACUACUACUCCUAGCCGCUGGCCUCUCUUCUCCCCCACAUCGCCGCCCAAUUCUCUUCUCUUCUCUUCUCUUCUCGCCGCCGACGCGCGCCCGGCCAUGGGCUGCUUCCUCGGCUGCUUCGGGGGCGACAAGUCCAAGAAGGAGCGCCGCCACCGCCGCCGCAAGCAGCGCUCCCCCUCGCACUCCCCCUCCAAGGCCCACCGCGACGCCGAGGCCGCCUCCGCCGCCGCCCCGCUCCUCGCCACCCUCCUCGAGCUCAGGGAUUCGGCCGAUGACUUGUGCCUGGCCGUCGUCGCCAAGAAGAAGGUGACGUUCGACCCCAACGUCACGGCCUACGAGGCGCCCCCGAUCCCGGAGGGUGAGGAGGAGAAGGAGGAGGCGGAGGGCCGCGCCGCGGCCAAGGGCGAGGAGGAGGCGUGGACGCUGCUGGGGCCCGAGUGCGCCAAGUCGGAGGCGUUCCCGCUCAACCACAGGUACGGCAACUGCGCCGGCGCCGACGACGACAGCGACUACGAGGACUGCUACGACGACGACGACGACGAUGAGUACGAGUACGAGGACGAUGAGGACGAGGAGGAGGACGGCAUCGACGAGUGCGCGGUGGACGACGACGAGGAGCACGGCGGGCUGCUGGCCAUCGCGCGCGGCGAGGAGGAGGCGUGCGAGUCGCUCUUCCUGCUCCCAGCACCCAAGACCACCGCCAAGGACAGCACCGGCCAGACUGGAGCCGCAGCUGAGGCGCCCGCAGCCGAGGUGCUCAGCUCGGUGGACAACUUCAGCCAGUGGAAGGACGCCACCAAGCCUCACACAGCCGUGACGAAGGAUUCAGAGAAAGAGAACUUGGCCUGGCUCUCCGACCCUGCGACGGUCCCUGCGAUGAAGCAAGAGAAGCCGGCGGUGAGCUGGGACUACACCCCCAGGACGCCGAGCAAGCAGGAGGCGUCGGUGGACGCGAGCCUGUCGACGUGGCUGGGCUCCUCGGGGACGCCGGAGAGCAACUACUCGGUGCGGUGCUACUCGCCGGUCAGCCGGGAGGACCGGCCCAUCCUCGGCGCCCUGACCGUGGAGGACAUCAAGAUCUCCUCGGCCAACUCGUCGCCGAGACGGUCGCGGUCCCCGAGCCCGAGCCCGGACGACAUGCCGAUCCUGGGCACCGUGGGGGCUUACUGGAAUUGCAGCGACGGCAAGGGAGGCCAUGACGGCUCGGUGACGAGAGGCGGGUUCAUGAAGACCAGGAGCAGAUUUGGGCAGGUGAGCUCUUAGCUUGAGCGAAUUGAGCUUUGGUCGAUGCAUUUCCAGGCUCCAAAUGUGCGGUGCUCAUGAUGUUGGCAUGAUGAAAAUGGCGAAUUGGGUUGCUCCUGAAUUAUGAAAAUAGGCUAGAAAGAGCUGUGAAUUAAGAGAGAAGAUACUGUGUGAGUGGGUGAUUGUUGUUCCAUGGGAGGAAGAGCUUUCUAUUCUUUUAUGUGUUUGUAAACAUGUCAGCAAUUCUACAUAGCAGUAGCACUAUGGUAUUCUUUUUGUGUGGCAAUGUUAAUAUGAUGUAUUAUUAUUAUAAGUCUUUGUAGGUUUAGCAUUAUUGUAUUAUUAUUUCUCCCUUUGUCAAUAAUAAUCAAUAUGAUGUGCUACUUACUGCA